CGGGACCUGGGAAGCUGGAGUGGAGCGACUCGGUUCUCCCAGCCCGUGUGCGGCGGGCGGCGGAGCGGGACGGCCAGGGGGCUCAGCCUCCGCUGCAGCGUCAGCUCGGCCCACCCCGUGCAACUUUCCAUCCUGGCCCAGCCGCACCUACAGAAUACGGAGUUCCUGGCACUUUCCGGAGGGGUCUCUUGUUCCCUGCCGGGGGACUGAUUGACUGCGCUCUCUCAGGCUGACCUGUCCGAGCUCUAACACCCGGACCAUGCACGCGGCCAGGACCCCCGGGAUCGCCUCCCGCGGCGGCGGGGUGGCCAACCCCAGCAGUUUUCCGCCGAUACCCACGCUGCCGCCCCGCCUGGUGUUGCUGCUGCUGCUUCUCCUGUCACCGGUAAGCUGCGUCCCGGCACAGCCCGCUGCCCCCGGCCGGGCGUUGCUGUCCCCGGAUCUCGCGGGGGCUGCAGGGGUCCCCGCCGAGGAGGCCAUAGUGCUGGCGAACCGUGGGCUCCGGGUGCCCUUCGGCCGCGAGGUCUGGCUGGAUCCGCUGCAUGACCUGGUGCUGCAGGUGCAACCAGGGGACCGCUGCGCGGUGACCGUGCUCGAUAACGACGCGCUGGCCCAGAGGCCUGGCCGCCUGAGUCCCAAGCGCUUCCCCUGCGACUUCGGCCCGGGAGAGGUGCGCUACUCGCACCUGGGCGCGCGGAGCCCCUCGCGGGAUCGCAUUCGGCUGCAGCUGCGCUACGACGCGCCGGGAGGGGCAGCAGUGCUACCCUUAGUGCUGGAGGUGGAGGUGGUCUUCACCCAGCUGGAGAUUGUGACUCGGAACUUGCCCCUAGUCGUGGAGGAGCUGCUGGGGACCAGCAAUGCCCUGGACGCGCGGAGCCUGGAGUUCGCCUACCAGCCCGAGACCGAGGAGUGUCGCGUGGGCAUCCUGUCCGGCUUGAGCGCGCUGCCUCGCUACGGGGAACUCCUUCACUACCCGCAGGUUCCAGGUGCAGCCAGCGAGGGGGGCGCCCAGGAGCCUCUCCUGAUGGACUGCAAAGCUUUCCAAGAGCUAGGCGUGCGCUACCGCCACAGGGCCCCCAGUCGGUCACCAAACAGGGACUGGGUGCCCAUGGUGGUGGAGCUGCGCUCUCGAGGUUCGCCUGUGGGCAGUCCGGCUCGGAAACGUGAGCACUUCCAGGUGCUGGUGAGAAUCCGAGGAGGCGCUGAGAACACUGCACCCAAGCCCAGUUUUGUGGCCAUGAUGAUGAUGGAGGUGGAUCAGUUUGUCCUCACAGCCCUGACCCCAGACAUGCUGGCCGCGGAGGAUGCUGAGUCCCCCCCUGACCUGUUGAUCUUCAACCUCACCUCUCCCUUCCAGCCUGGCCAGGGCUACCUAGUAAGUACUGAUGAUCGCAGCCUGCCCCUCUCCUCCUUCACUCAGAGGGAUCUGUGGCUCUUGAAGAUUGCCUACCAGCCCCCCUCUGAGGACUCUGACCAGGAGCGUCUCUUUGAACUGGAGUUGGAGGUAGUGGACCCGGAAGGAGCUGCCUCAGACCCUUUUGCUUUUAUGGUGGUGGUGAAGCCCAUGAACACACUGGCUCCAGUGGUCACCCGGAACACUGGUCUCAUUCUCUAUGAGGGCCAGUCUCGGCCCCUUACAGGCCCUGCAGGCAGUGGACCACAAAACCUGGUCAUCAGCGAUGAGGAUGAUCUGGAGACAGUACAGCUGGAGGUGGUGGCUGGGCUCCGGCAUGGUCACCUUGUUCUUCUGGGUGCCACCGAUGGCAGUGCUGCCCCUAAGACCUUUACGGUGGCUGAUCUAGAGGCCGGCCAGGUGGUCUACCAUCACGAUGACAGAGAUGGCUCGCUGAGUGACAACCUUGUCCUUCGAAUGGUGGACGGAGGACGCAGGCACCAGGUGCAGUUCCUGUUCCCCAUCACCUUAGUACCUGUGGAUGACCAGCCACCAGUCCUCAAUGCUAACACGGGGCUGACACUGGCAGAAGGUGAAACAGUGGCCAUCCUGCCGCUUGCUCUAAGUGCAACUGACAUGGACUCAGAUGACUCUCUGCUGCUUUUUGUGCUGGAGUCGCCCUCCUCAACCGUAGGGCAUCUGCUUCUCCGCCAAACUCAUCCUCCCCAUGAAGAGGAAGAGCUUAGCAGGGGCCCUUGGAGGAGGCAGGGAACAUUCUAUGAGCAAACAGUGACAGAGUGGCGACAGCGGGACAUAACCGAGGGAAGGCUGUUCUACAGGCACUCCGGGCCCCAUAGCCCCGGGCCGGUGAUGGACCAGUUCACGUUUCGAGUCCAGGAUAACCAUGACCCCCCUAAUCAGUCGGGACCACACAGGUUUGUGAUACGCAUUCAUCCUGUGGAUCGCCUCCCUCCAGAGCUGGGCAGCGGCUGUCCCCUUCGGAUGGUGGUGCAGGAGUCCCAGCUCACCCCACUGAGGAAGAAGUGGCUGCACUACACUGACCUGGACACAGAUGACCGAGAACUGCGGUACACAGUGACCCAGCCCCCCAUGGACACAGAUGAAAACCACUCGCCAGCCCCACUGGGCACCUUGGUCCUGACCGACAGCCCCUCAGUCGUGGUGGCCCAUUUUACCCAAGCCCAGAUCAACCACCAUAAAAUAGCUUACAGACCUCCAGAGCAAGAACUGGGAGUGGCUGCCCGAGUGGCCCAGUUCCAGUUCCAGGUGGAGGAUCAAGCUGGGAAUGUGGCUCCGGGUACCUUCACCCUUUACUUGCAGCCCGUGGACAACCAACCACCCGAGAUCCUCAACACGGGUUUCAGCAUUCAGGAGAAGGGCCACCACAUCCUGAGUGAGACGGAGUUGCGUGUGAAUGAUGUAGACACUGACGUCACGCACAUCUCUUUCACUCUCACGCAGGCGCCCAAACAUGGCCACAUGAGAGUGUCUGGACAGAUACUGCACGUAGGGGAGGUCUUCCACUUGGAAGACAUAAAGCAGGGUCGGAUUUCCUAUGCGCAUAACGGGGAUGCGUCUCUCACUGAUAGCUGCUCCUUGGAGGUCAGCGACAGACACCACGUGGUGCCCAUCACUCUCAGAGUGAAUGUCCGGCCAGCGGAUGAUGUGCCCAUGCUGAGCCUUCCCGCUGGCACUCUGGGGUCAUAUCUAGAUGUUCUAGAAAAUGGAGCUACCGAAAUCACUGCCAGUGUUAUCAAGGGGACUUAUGAAGACACCGAUGAUUUGAUGUUGACUUUCAUCUUGGAAGAUCCCCCCUUAUACGGAGAAAUCCUGGUCAACGGAGUUCCAGCAGAGCAGUUUACCCAAAGGGACAUCUUAGAGGGCUCUGUCGUCUAUGCCCACACUAGUGGUGAGAUUGGCCUGUUGCCUAGAGGGGACUCUUUUAACCUGAGUCUGUCAGAUAUGUCUCAAGAAUGGGUAAUAGGUGGCAAUACUAUCCAAGGAGUUACUGUAUGGGUGACCAUUCUCCCUGUUGAUAAUCAGGCACCAGAAAUUUCUGUGGGUGAACAGUUUAUGGUCAUGGAAGGUGAUAAAAGUGUUAUAACCGCAACACAUAUGAGUGCCGAAGAUAUCGAUUCACUAACUGAUGACAUCUUGUGCACCAUAGUUAUUCAGCCUACCUCCGGUUAUGUUGAAAACAUUUCUCCGGCUCCAGGCUCUGAGAAAUCAAGAGCAGGAAUUGCCAUAAGUGCCUUUACCCUGAAAGACCUCAGGCUGAGUCAUAUUAACUAUGUCCAGAGUGUCCAUAAAGGGGUCGAACCUGUGGAAGACCGAUUUAUAUUUCGUUGCUCUGAUGGCAUUAACUUCUCAGAGAGACAUUUUUUCCCCAUUGUCAUCAUUCCCACCAAUGAUGAACAGCCAGAAAUAUUUAUGAGAGAAUUUAUGGUGAUGGAAGGCAUGAGUCUGGUGAUCGAUACGCCCAUCCUCAAUGCCGCUGAUGCUGACAUUCCCCCGGAUGAUCUAACUUUCACCAUUACCCAGUUCCCUACUCGCGGUCACAUCAUGAACCAGCUGAUAAAUGGCACAGUUUUGGUUGAAAGCUUCACCUUGGACCAGAUCAUAGAGAGUUCAAGCAUUAUUUAUGAGCAUGAUGACUCUGAGACCCAGGAAGACAGUUUUGUGAUUAGACUAACAGAUGGUAAACACUCAGUGGAAAGAAUGGUCCUUAUUAUCGUUAUCCCUGUUGAUGAUGAGACCCCCAGAAUGAUGAUCAAUAAUGGCCUAGAAAUAGAAAUUGGGGAAACCAAAAUUAUCAACAACAAAAUAUUAAUGGCAACUGAUUUAGACUCUGAAGACAAAUCUUUGGUUUAUAUUAUUCGUUAUGGGCCAGGACAUGGCUUAUUGCAGAGACGAAAACCUACAGGUGCCUUGGAGAAUAUCACACUGGGCAUGAAUUUUACCCAGGAUGAAGUGGAUAGAAACUUAAUUCAGUAUGUCCAUUUUGGACAAGAGGGCAUUCGGGACCUAAUUAAAUUUGAUGUGACUGAUGGAAUAAAUGCCCUCAUCGAUCGCUACUUUUAUGUGUCCAUUGGGAGCAUUGACAUCGUCUUCCCGGAUGUGAUAAGCAAGGGAGUAUCCUUGAAAGAAGGUGGCAAAGUCACCCUCACAACAGACUUGCUAAGCACCAGUGACUUGAACAGUCCUGAUGAAAACUUAGUUUUUACCAUCACCAGGGCUCCCAUGAGAGGGCACUUAGAGUGCACAGAUCAACUUGGAACGUCCAUCACGUCUUUCACUCAGCUCCAGCUGGCUGGCAACAAAAUCUACUACAUCCACACAGCUGACGAUGAGGUCAAGAUGGACAGUUUUGAGUUUCAAGUCACCGAUGGACGUAACCCCGUCUUCCGGACAUUCCGUAUCUCCAUUAGUGAUGUGGAUAACAAAAAGCCAGUGGUCACCAUCCAUAACCUGGUUGUCAGUGAGGGUGAAAACAAGUUGAUCACUCCCUUUGAACUCACUGUGGAAGACAGAGACACUCCUGACAAACUCCUGAAGUUCAUUGUCACCCAGGUGCCUGUUCAUGGUCAACUCCUAUUCAACAACACCAGACCUGCCAUGGUUUUUACCAAGCAAGACUUGAAUGAAAACUUAAUCAGCUACAGACAUGAUGGCACUGAGUCGAGCGAAGACAGCUUCUCCUUCACGGUGACUGAUGGUUUCCAUACAGAGUUCUAUGUUUUCCCUGAUACAAUAUUUGAAACCAGGAGACCCCAGGUGAUGAAAAUCCAGGUCUUAGCCGUGGAUGAUAGUGUCCCCCAAAUUGCUGUGAACAAAGGGGCCUCCACGCUUCGCACUCUGGCUACCGGUCACUUGGGGUUCAUGAUCACAAGCAAAAUAUUGAAAGCGGAGGACAGAGACAGCUUACGUUUUUCUCUCAGGUUUAUUGUAACAGAGGCCCCUCAACAUGGAUAUCUCCUCAACCUGGACAGAGGCAACCACAGUGUGACUCAGUUUACACAAGCUGACAUUGAUGACAUGAAAAUAUGCUACGUUUUAAAAGACGGGGCCAAUGCCACAAGUGAUGUGUUCCAUUUUACAGUUGAAGAUGGUGGUGGGAACAAAUUAACCAAGCAGCAUUUUCGUCUGAAUUGGGCAUGGAUCUCCUUUGAAAAGGAAUAUUACCUCAUCAAUGAAGACUCCAAAUUUCUAGAUGUCAUUCUUAAACGUAGAGGUUACUUGGGAGAGACUUCAUUUAUAAGUAUUGGCACAAGAGAUGGGACUGCAGAAAAAGACAAAGACUUCAAGGGCAAAGCACAGAAACAAGUGCAGUUCAACCCAGGCCAGACCAGGGCCACCUGGAGAGUGCGGAUCAUGAGCGAUGGGGAGCAUGAGCAGUCGGAGACCUUCCAGGUGGUUCUCUCAGAGCCUGUGCUGGCUGCUCUGGAAUUCCCUGCAGUGACCACGGUGGAGAUUGUUGACCCAGGAGAUGAGUCCACUGUAUUUAUUCCCCAGUCUGAAUACUCCAUUGAAGAAGAUGUCGGUGAGCUGUUCAUUCCCAUCAGGAGAAGUGGAGACGUGAGCCAGGAGUUGAUGGUGGUCUGUUACACACAACAAGGCACGGCAGGCGGAACUGUGCCCACAUCAGUGCUGUCCUAUUCAGAUUACAUAUCCAGGCCCGAGGACCACACCAGCGUCAUCCGUUUUGACAAAGAUGAGCGUGAGAAAAUGUGUCGCAUCAUUGUUAUUGACGACUCCUUGUAUGAAGAGGAGGAAACAUUCCAUGUUCUUCUGAGCAUGCCCAUGGGUGGGCGGAUUGGAUCGGAGUUCCCAGGGGCUCAGGUUAAGAUCGUCCCUGACAAAGACGAUGAGUCCACUGUAUUUAUUCCCCAGUCUGAAUACUCCAUUGAAGAAGAUGUCGGUGAGCUGUUCAUUCCCAUCAGGAGAAGUGGAGACGUGAGCCAGGAGUUGAUGGUGGUCUGUUACACACAACAAGGCACGGCAGGCGGAACUGUGCCCACAUCAGUGCUGUCCUAUUCAGAUUACAUAUCCAGGCCCGAGGACCACACCAGCGUCAUCCGUUUUGACAAAGAUGAGCGUGAGAAAAUGUGUCGCAUCAUUGUUAUUGACGACUCCUUGUAUGAAGAGGAGGAAACAUUCCAUGUUCUUCUGAGCAUGCCCAUGGGUGGGCGGAUUGGAUCGGAGUUCCCAGGGGCUCAGGUUAAGAUCGUCCCUGACAAAGACGAUGAACCUGUCUUCUACUUCGGCGAGGUCGAGUACCCUGUGGACGAGAGCGCCGGCUACGUGGAGGUGCGGGUGUGGAGAACAGGCACCGACCUGUCCAGGUCCUCCAGUGUCACCGUGAGAUCGAGGAAAACGGAUCCUCCCUCUGCUGACGCUGGAACGGACUAUGUGGGAAUCAGUCGGAAUUUAGAUUUUGCUCCUGGAGUCAACAUGCAGACUGUUCGUGUUAUCGUCCUGGAUGACCUUGGGCAACCGAUGCUGGAGGGAAUUGAGAAAUUUGAACUGGUGCUUCGUAUGCCUAUGAAUGCUGCCCUCGGCGAGCCCAGCAAAGCCACAGUGUCCAUAAAUGAUUCUGUCUCCGAUUUGCCUAAGAUGCAGUUCAAAGAGCGCAUAUAUACUGGCAAUGAAGACGACAAGCAGAUAGUUGCAAUGAUCCACAGGACUGGAGACGUUCACUACAGGUCUUCAGUGAGAUGCUACACACGGCAGGGGUCUGCGCAGGUGAUGACAGACUUCGAGGAACGUCCAAACACUGAUAGCUCCGUCAUCACAUUUCUCCCUGGUGAGACAGAAAAGCCUUGUGUCCUUGAGCUGAUGGACGACAAACUCUAUGAGGAGGUAGAGGAACUCCGCCUGGUUCUUGGCACCCCACAAAGCAACUCCCCCUUUGGGGCUGCAGUUGGAGAACAGAAUGAAACUCUGAUAAGGAUCCAAGAUGACGCUGAUAAGACUGUUAUUAAAUUUGGAGAAACCAAAUUUAACAUCCGUGAACCCAAAGAACCGGGACAGUCCGUGGUUGUAAAAAUACCAGUGAUUCGCCAAGGAGAUACUUCAAAAGUUUCCAUCGUGCGAGUCCACACCAAGGAUGGCUCUGCCACCUCUGGAGAAGACUAUCACCCUGUGUCAGAAGAAAUUGAGUUUAAGGAGGGAGAAACCCAGCAUAUUGUUAACAUUGAAGUAAUCUUCGACGGAAUUAGAGAAAUGAGAGAGGCCUUCACUGUUCACCUAAAACCUGAUGAGAACAUGGUAGCAGAGACACAGGUGACCAAAGCCAUUGUGUAUAUAGAAGAAAUGAACAGCAUGGCAGAUGUCACUUUUCCUUCUGUCCCUCAAAUUGUGUCAUUACUGAUGUAUGAUGACACUUCCAGAGCUAAAGAUAGUGCGGGUCCCGUGUCUGGCUAUCCUGUCGUCUGUAUCACAGCUUGCAACCCUAAAUACCCAGACUAUGACAAAACAGGCUCUAUCUGUGCAAGUGAGAACAUCAAUGACACCUUGACCCGGUACCGGUGGCUAAUUAGCGCACCCGCUGGCCCUGAUGGCGUCACCAGCCCCAUGAGAGAAGUGGACUUUGACACCUUUUUUACAUCAUCCAAGAUGAUCACCUUAGAUUCCAUAUACUUCCAGCCUGGCUCCAGGGUGCAGUGUGCGGCACGCGCUGUGAACGCCAAUGGCAAUGAGGGCCUGGAGCUGAUGAGCCCUAUCGUCACCAUCGGCAGAGAAGAAGGUCUGUGUCAGCCCCGGGUGCCGGGGACAGUGGGAGCAGAACCGUUCUCAGCUAAGCUGCGCUACACGGGCCCCGAGGACCCAGACUACACAAACCUUAUCAAGCUCACGGUCACGAUGCCCCACAUAGAUGGCAUGCUCCCUGUGAUUUCCACUAAAGAGCUUUCCAACUUUGAGCUCACCCUCAGUCCUGAUGGCUCAAGAGUUGGAAACCACCAGUGCUCCAACCUUCUGGAUUACACUGAAGUGAAGACUCACCAUGGUUUCUUAACUGAUGCUACAAAAAAUCCAGAAGUAAUUGGAGAGACGCAUCCCUACCAGUACAGUUCAUCUAUCAGAGGCUCCAGUACCUUACGCUUCUAUAGAAACCUGAACCUGGAGGCCUGUUUGUGGGAGUUUGUUAGCUACUAUGACAUGUCAGAACUUCUCACUGACUGUGGAGGCACCAUCGGGACAGAUGGACAGGUCUUAAAUCUAGUGCAGUCCUAUGUGACCCUUCGAGUGCCUCUGUAUGUUUCCUACGUGUUCCAUUCCCCGGUUGGGGUGGGAGGCUGGCAACAUUUUGACUUGAAGUCGGAGCUCCGCCUGACUUUUGUGUAUGAUACUGCCAUCUUGUGGAAUGAUGGAAUCGGCAGCCCACCAGAAGCCGAACUCCAAGGUUCUCUCUACCCAACGAGCAUGCGCAUCGGGGAAGAGGGGCGCUUGGUGGUGAACUUCAAGACGGAGGCUCAGUUCCAUGGCUUGUUCGUGCUGUCCCACCCCGCGUCCUUCACGAGCUCAAUGAUCAUGUCCGCUGAUCAUCCAGGCCUGACCUUCUCCCUGCGCCUCAUAAGGAGUGAACCGACCUAUAACCAGCCAGUGCAGCAAUGGAGCUUUGUGUCUGACUUUGCAGUACGUGACUAUUCAGGGACUUACACAGUGAAACUGCUGCCUUGCACCACUCCAUCGAAUCAAGAGUACCGCCUGCCAGUCACCUGCAACCCCCGAGAGCCUGUCACCUUUGACCUCGACAUACGGUUCCAACAGGUCAGCGACCCGGUGGCAGCUGAGUUCAGCCUGAACACCCAGAUGUACCUCCUCUCCAGGAAGAGUCUCUGGUUGUCGGACGGCUCCGCGGGAUUUGGGCAAGAGAGCGACGUCACCUUUGCAGAAGGUGACAUCAUUUAUGGGCGUGUCAUGGUAGAUCCCGUCCAGAAUCUGGGGGACUCCUUUUACUGCAGCAUUGAGAAGGUGUUCCUGUGCACUGGAGCUGACGGCUAUGUUCCCAAAUACAGUCCCACGAAUGCAGAAUACGGCUGCUUAGCUGACUCUCCUUCACUCUUAUAUAGAUUUAAAAUUGUGGACAAAGCUCAGCCAGAAACACAAGCCACCAGUUUUGGAAAUGUCCUGUUUAAUGCCCAGCUGGCAGCGGAUGACCCCGAAGCUAUUCUCUUAGUGAAUCAGCCUGGAUCCGAUGGGUUUAAAGUCGACUCAACGCCACUCUUUCAGGUUGCCCUGGGCCGGGAAUGGUACAUACACACGAUCUACACAGUAAGAUCAAAAGACAACGCCAAUCGAGGCAUCGGCAAAAGAAGCACCGAGUACCAGCACCACUCUUUAGUGAGUGCAGGGAAGCCGCAGGCGGUGAACCAGGCCCGGAAGAGGAGGGAGGUCAGGAGCCCGCCCCCUCUGGCGUGGGAAAUUGGGGCUGACAACAACCGGGGAACAAAUAUCCAGCACAUUGCCCUGGACCGCACCCACAGGAAGCAGGUCCCCCAGGGGCGAGUUCCUCCCGACGGCGUCCUGCCCCGCGAGCUCAACCGGCCCAGCUCCGAAGUCAGCCUGGUCACCGUGGUUGGAGGCGUCGCGGUGGCCUUACUCACCGUCUGCCUUGCCGCCAUCACAGCGAUGCUGUGCAGGAGCCAGAAGGGCACCAGGAGGAAGGGCGCUCUGAAGGGCUCCGGCAGCAGCAAGCCCAUGAUGCCCCCGCAGAGCCAUCACAGCGACAGCUCAGAGGUUUGAGGAGCACAGGUGGAAUUGAGCCUUUGCCUCCAAGGGCCUCAGAAAGACGGUAGGAACCCAAAUGCUUCUGUCAGUGGCGGAGAAUUGGGGACUUCGGUUACGAAGCUGCUCAGAGGACCUGACUGUACUGAUGAACUUGGAUUUGAAUUCUGUCUACUCUUUCAUGCAUCAGAGAACAAUUUCAGACCACAGGCCACGUCUUUCCUCUGGCCCGGGAGGUACAACCAUGUAUUCACGUGUACACACAGCCAUCCAUGGACGGCCAGGAAUGGACUUCUCAUUUUAGGCAUUUUCUCUACACACUGGAGACAAAUCUAUUCAAAGGUGCUGCAGACUCUCUCAGAAGUUUAAGAGGAGUUUAUUGUUGCUGUAUGAGUAUGAAUCUGGAAGGUGCAAUUAUCACAUUGCUUAUUCAUUGUAUAACAGUUUGUUACUAGAAAGGUUUUAAUGUGUAGUGUGCAAGAAUGAUAAACACACUGUUGAUUAUGACAAGUUUUCUCAUAGGUGAAGACAGCAUGGAAUUGCGACCAGGGGUGGCUCAACCCAUAAUUCACCUUUUCUACUGCACGGGAGGGAAUGGAAGGAAAGGUAGAGGGAAGGAACUCACUAGGUUGGAUUUGAGUUGUUUCUCAUCCUCGUCAGAGCCUCCUUGUUUUAUUUGCUUAUUUAACUUUAAAUUAAACCAAAGAAUAUGUUAAGUCUAGAAGAGCUUGUCGAAGAAAGACUUUCCUGUUAUAUAGUGAGAAGUAGUCAAGUUCUCGCAUAAUAAUAUACCUUAUUGGUGCUCAACAUUUGUGGGAAAUGAGAGGGUUGGUGGAGUUUUGAUGGUGAAGAAGAAAUGCUAUACAGUUAGAUUCACAUUUAUAAGACAAUGUUCUCUAAGAACUGAGCCUAGAUAUUUGCAGUAUUGAACCCAUAAAUGAUAAUGAAAAAUAUCAUUACAGGUGGUGGAGGGAGAAAGUGGUAUUUAUUAAUAUAAUGUGUUUAACCAAAGUGCCUCUUCUACAUACUUUAUGGAAUUAAAGAACAUUCUGACGGAUGAUACAUGAGGUUAACCCUCAGAGUAGCAUAAUCACACAACAAUGUCCAGAAUUUAAAUUGGCCGUAGGACAUUUUAUGAACUUUCUAGUCGGCAUCUGGUCUAAAAAUGGGAAUCUCUGUCACUGUGAUUCCAGAGAUGGCCUUGGAGGUGCCGUCUUCUUUGAUCCAGGAGGAGAGCAGCGUUCUUUGACAUCUCCAGUUCAGGGAGCUGAUGCAGCGAGGUCCCUCUCAGUAUCUGAAAAUAUAAUGUGUAACACUUCUUACAGUGCUAACAAGAAACUUAGUGAGCUUGCUUGGCAAGCCUCCCAUAGCCUUUGUGAAAAAAAUGCACUCUCACCAAAUGGCAGAAAUUUCAGUUGGAAAGGGAAGGAAAAUGUCAGUAGUCUAAUGACCAAAAAGCUAGUGAAUGUAUUUCAAGCAAAUUUAGGGUCAGGAGGAGAAGAACGGUACUUACGGGCUAACGAACCUCAAGUGUUGCCUGGAAUCUUUUCACUUGCGUCCAUAGCCUGGCCACACUGGACAGCCUAGGACAAUGGAUCUCAUCCGGUGUCUGUGGGCACCAGCCAUCUCUUUACUGGGAAAAGGAAUCUAAAUUGGGCUGAGAGAGAGAUGAAAAAUGUCUAAUUCUCGCCUCUCUUCUUUUGGGCAGCUCUGCACUUCACAUUCAGAGUCUUUCAAAGAAUAUGGUAGACUGGAGUCUCCUUCCAUUGGGGAAUUUACAGAUAUCACCUAUAACUCCAAGGUCCCCCAAAGGACUUACAUGAAGUACUGUCUAGCCCAGGAGUUCAUUUGUUAAAUAAACACGAAUGCUUUCAUAAUUAUCCCCUUGUCUUCUGCUUUGCCUUCUAGCAGACGCUUAGUUACUUCUGUAGCGACCUCAUAACUUGUCAGGAAUGAGCAUGAGUUAAACAGCUUCAAACGGUCUGUGACUUUUCAUGACUUAGCACUGGAUUCAAUUCACUUAGACUGUUAGAAGCACUCGCAAUUGACUUUGUUCCUUUAGGAGUUUGGAUGGCCCAGAGCUUGACCCUCGUGCAAUCUAGAGCUUCUCAGUCACUGAAUAUAGUAAUCAGUGAAGCAUCAUUACAACAAAUCUGUUUUGAGCCUUUGGGCCACACUGGUUUGAUACCAAAUUUUACUCUACAAUUAGUUUUUCUAAUGAGACUGCCAUAUAUGAAUUGGAGGGCUUAUAAAAUAUAGAACAUGUCUAUCCUUUCCUAACGAAGAAAAGUUUCUUCUUCUUUGCCCAUGCCUUCUCUCUUUCUCUCCCUUUCUCUCUUCUUUCUUUCCUUCCUCUCCUUGAAAAAUAGAGUCUGUGGGAAAUAGGCAGAUAUUGCUUUCUUAAGUAUAAGCUUGUAUUUCGGCAUCAUUUUCUUUAUAUCUAUUUACUUAAUGUGUGAUUUUAUAUACAUUAAUCAUAAAAAACUCUUUUUAAUGAAAAAAAAAGAACCAGCAAAAAUGCUUUAUUUUUCAAUAAAACAGACCCUUUUUUCCAAUAUUUUGCUUUUAGAGAAUUAUGCUGGUAUUAUCAGAACAAUUACAUAAAAUAACUUCCCAUAGACAAUAGGAUAUAAGCUAUAAUAACUCCUUAGGUACCCGGUAGCUUCUGACCCUAAUUAAAACUAUAUAAUUGAAAUUGUAUUGCAUAGUAAAUCCAAAGCACAAAAAUAUUUAUGAAGACUUAGCGGCUCUCCUAGCAUAUGAACUAUGAAGCAUUACAAUACAUAAUUAUGUUUUAGUGAUCGUUUUAUUUAUUCCAAUUCAUUCCCUCUGUUAACAUUUACUCAGUGCUCACCUAGGAUUAGCCACUUUGAGAGAUUGCAUAGAAAUCAAGCUGUCCUCCCUGGGUCCAGGCUGGUUACAAUCCAAUGUGGCUCUUCCUUUAGACUAGAGGGAUUCUCCACUGGACCAAGAACAAGCCAGGCAUGUCUGUGAACCACAACUUAAAAAUCUCUCCAGAGCGCUGACAGUGGAGUCUACUCCUUUUCAUCUAGAAGAACCCCACAUUAUGGAUCAUUGUGAUCACAGAUCGGAUCAUUGUGAUCACAGAUCUAAGGCAAAAUAUUUCAGAUCAAUAAUUUAGUGGAAUUGCUCUUCACAAAUCUACACAAAGGGUUCAUUGCAGGGAUAUGGGUAGCCCUGCAUAUUCUGUUCCUCUUAAUGGAGGACCGGCCCACUUCAUUCCAAGAAUGGGAUAUAGCACAUAAAUUCUUAUUCCCAUCCAUUAACAUCCCCAAACCUCCUGACAUGCACCCUCCCACGACACCCACAGUGUUCGAACGGUAUGAGUAAAGGUCAACUAGAAUUCCUCUGCCGCGCUACUGCAUAGCAUUUGUGAUAUGAAGGACCUCCUCUAGUCUCAAUAUGAAGGGAUUUAGUUCUGUAAGCGGCAAACAACUUCUUGAUCAAGUCAUCAUACCUCUUAAGUCUUUUCCAGGGUACCAACUCCAAGGUCAACUUUAAAAAAUAGAAACGGACCUGUGCAAAAAUCGCGGAGUCUCCCCUCGUACAAAUUGGUGCUAAGGCUUAAAUAGUCCUAGACUGAGAAACGAUAAAGUAGCAAUAACAGUAAAAAUGUAAUGACAUUUAGAUUUUUAAAGUUGGAAAUUUUGAUUUCUGCUACCAUUUUGAAAAUAUCUACUUAGUUUUGACUUGGAAACCAAGUUAGUCCUUUAAAAGAAAAAGAAAAAACUCUUUAAAGAUGCAAGUGUUUUACAAAUUUGAAAUUUACUUCAUUGUGUUCAUUUGAAAAGAAGGAAGCUAUGAUUCUUUGAAACUCUUUCUUCUAGCCAGGAGAGCAAUAACAAAAGGAAGAAGACAUGCGUCUUUACUAACUGUAGGGCAAAUGAUGAAUAGGGCUCAAGUGUUCAAUCAGUUCGAUGGCCAUGGCUUAGAAAUGUGUAAUUUGCAGAGAACUAGGAAUACUAUUAUCUGGCACACACACACAGGCACGUGUGCAUAUAAAAGGGAUUUGGUGUGCAUACAAGCCCUCCAAAACAACCAAAGACCUCGUUUCUAGAAAAAGAUGACCCUAAAUAGAGUUUUAACUGAAAUGGUACAUACGGAGAUUUUCAAGAAGGCCAACAGAGUGGUCAUUUGUGUAAACACACUAUCGUGGGAUUUUCUUUGACAUUAGUUCUAAGGUUACUAUGUUUCCUUAAGAUUUUUUUAGAAUUCAUUCCAGUGUUGCCUGGUGAUGACAUAAAAGUUUUCAGAAAAUACUAUCCAUAGGUUCAAAGUUUCCCUGUCUAUUUCUCUUUGUUGCCGUAUCCUUUGAUGUUAAGAACGAAAGACUGAAAUGUUGGUAGUUAUUUUGCUUUUAAUAAGAGAUUCUAAAAUAGAAGUGCUUGAUAUUUUUCUAAAGUUUACACCAGAAAAAUUAUACAGAAACUUUUUAGAUAAAAGAAAGCUGGUUCUCUCUUGAACUGAAGUUGAUACAACAAGCUAUACUAAAUGUGAGCCUCUCUCGAAUUUAAUUUUAUUGGGAAAACAAAUCAGAAUAUUGAAUUGGCAGACUUGUAAACAGUUUUGCUCUCUUCCCUAUCUUUCAAGUACAUCAGUUACCUUUUCCUAAUAUCUGUUUGUGUGUACGUUUUUGUUUUUCAGUAUUGUGUUUUACUUAAGAGCAACAACAUCCAGAAGAAAAAACCAAAACCAAAACCCUGCUGUAGCAACGACAUCUCCUCCUACUUUCCUUCCUUCCUCCCUCCCUUCCUUUCUUCCUUCCUUGGUUCCUUUUCCAUACAGACCAGCUUUUUUUCUUCCUCUGGGAUUUGUUUAUCAUCCUUCCAGUAAUGCUUCCCUUUUAGUUUGGAAACCAUUGCCAUUUUCACUAGGUAAUUAGCAUUUUCAUUCAUCUGAAAGCUAGUAAGUGAGCCCAGCAUUUGUGCAAUGUCCCUCUUUAUAAAAUGUUAAGGCUUUUGGAUGAUGGAAAGAACUCCCUUCAAAAGAUCAAAAACAUCAUAUUGAAUAAUGUGAUGACAAUCUGUGCUUUGUUUUUCUCUCAGUGAAGGUUCAACACUGACAUUUAAGCUACACACACACAAAAAUCCCUUAAAGGGUUUAAUUGAGCAAAAAUAAAAGGCCAGAGAUCACAUAUAUGAAGUUGUUUUGCAUGAUUGAAUACUUUGCAAUGAAAUAAAUGGCAAAAAAAAGCCCAAAAACUGGUAAAAUGUUAACAGCAUUGAAGGGUUUUAAAUUGUAAUCAUUAAAUGCACAAUGUUCCUUUCACUAUUA
This is a messenger RNA of Ailuropoda melanoleuca (giant panda), 15436 nucleotides long. It is a transcript of the gene FREM2, whose product is annotated as FRAS1 related extracellular matrix 2. Lineage: Eukaryota; Metazoa; Chordata; Mammalia; Carnivora; Ursidae. The transcript has 26 exons. Gene Ontology annotation, biological process: cell communication; anatomical structure morphogenesis. Gene Ontology annotation, cellular component: membrane. The coding region runs from base 260 to 10159 and encodes 3299 amino acids. The record is from RefSeq and is a predicted model, not a curated record.